This is a messenger RNA of Mesoplodon densirostris (Blainville's beaked whale), 1095 nucleotides long. It is a transcript of the gene LYRM2, whose product is annotated as LYR motif containing 2. The transcript is spliced from 3 exons. The coding region runs from base 36 to 302 and encodes 88 amino acids. NCBI's taxonomy places the organism in Eukaryota, Metazoa, Chordata, Mammalia, Artiodactyla, Ziphiidae. The record is from RefSeq and is a predicted model, not a curated record. Gene Ontology annotation, cellular component: mitochondrion.
GCGCUGGGGCUCUGGCGGACCGCGCUGUGGACGUGAUGGCCGCUUCCCGCUUACCCCCAGCGACGCUAACGCUAAAGCAGUUCGUGAGAAGGCAACAAGUUCUCCUCCUCUACAGAAGGAUUUUGCAGGCAAUUCGGCAAGUUCCAAAUGAUUCUGAUCGCAAAUACCUGAAGGACUGGGCAAGGGAAGAAUUCAAAAGAAACAAAAGUGCCACCGAAGAGGAUACAAUCCGGAUGAUGAUUACUCAAGGCAAUAUGCAGCUCAAAGAGUUAGAAAAAACACUUGCUUUAACCAGAUCUUAACUACAGCAUUAUUCUGAAAGGUUUUCAAAGUCUCCAUGUGUUUAGUUGAGCUUAGGCUCAACAGUGGGUAGCCCAAAGCCAAGUGAAACUAUCUGUACAUAGAGCCCUUGAGCAAAAUAUCAGAACAUGGAGCAUGGCAUAUCAGAGAGAGCCAAGAAAAGGGCAUAAGAGCAAUUGUCUUAGCACUGAAAACAUACCGUUUAUUUUGAAAAUGUUCUUGGAUAUGUCAGCAGUUUUUGGAAGAAGCAAAAACCAGUACAAUAGAUAGCACAUAAAAAGAUGUUCAACACCAUUAAUCAUUAGGAAAAUGCAAAUCAAAACCACCAAGAGAUACUAUUUACAUCCACUAGAAUGGCUAUAAUUAAAAAGGGAGAUAAUUGCAAAUGUUGGUGAGGAUGUGGAGAAACGAACCCUUAAACACUGCUGGUGGGACAAUAAAAUUGUGCAGCCACUUUGGAAAAAAGACUGUCAGUUGCCCAAAAGGUUAAACAGCAUUAUUCAUAAUAGCCAAAAAGUAGACAAUCCAAAUGCCCAUCAGCUGAUUAAUGGAUAAGAAAAACGUGGUAUACCCAUACAAUAAAAUAUUAUUUAGCAAACAGAAAGGGAUGAAGUACUGAUACAUGCUACACCUGGAUGAACCCUGAAAACAUUAAGUGGCCAGUCACAAAAGAUCAUGUAUUGUAUGAUUCUAUUUAUAUGAAUGCACAACUCUGAAUAUACUAAAAUCUACUGAACUGUACAUUUUACAGGUAUGAUAUGUGAAUUAUAUCUGAAUAAAGCCAUUUUUCCCCAA